AUUGUCAUAAACGUGGCGCGGCACGCGCUGCGUCAGUAUUCCGCGAGCUUCGAUCGCGUUCUGUUGCAGUUAACCGUUGAAGCAGGAACACGUCCCAUUCGAUAGUGAACUGCGGAGUAUCUACGAGAAACAGUGUCUUUCGUUUCCAACUGAGGAAUAGCCGAAUUCGAAGGAUGGCGGACGACAGUCACGAGAACGGAACGAGCAAUGGCAACGUGCCCGAGAUCGAGCUGAUCAUCAAGGCAUCCACGAUCGACGGUCGUCGAAAGGGCGCCUGCCUCUUCUGCCAGGAGUAUUUCAUGGACCUGUAUCUCCUUGCCGAAUUGAAGACGAUCUCCCUGAAAGUGACCACAGUGGACAUGCAGAAGCCGCCGCCGGAUUUCCGCACGAACUUCCAAGCCACGCCACCGCCGAUCUUAAUCGACAACGGUGACGCGAUACUGGAAAACGAGAAGAUCGAACGGCACAUCAUGAAGAACAUUCCUGGUGGCCACAACCUCUUUGUACAGGACAAAGAAGUAGCUACCCUCGUCGAAAAUUUGUUCAGUAAAUUGAAAUUGUUAUUACUUAACGCAAAGGACAAGGAUAAGGACCCGAAGUCCUCCUCGCUGAUGACGCACUUGCGUAAAAUCGACGAGCACCUAGGUCGCAAAGGUACUCGUUUCCUCACAGGGGACACGAUGUGCUGUUUCGACUGCGAGCUGAUGCCGCGGCUUCAGCACAUCAGGGUAGCCGGCAAGUACUUCGCGGAUUUCGAAAUCCCGGAAACCUUGGUGCAUCUGUGGAGAUAUAUGCAUCACAUGUACAGGCUGGACGCUUUUCUACAAAGCUGUCCGGCGGAUCAGGACAUCAUUAAUCAUUACAAGUUGCAACAGAGCAUGAAAAUGAAGAAGCACGAAGAGCUGGAGACACCAACCUUCACGACGAGUAUCCCGAUCGAGGUCAACGACGACUAGGCUGGCCCUCAGCCGUCGGGUCUACGAUCUCGUUGCUUCGACGCAGGAAAAUAUCGUUGGCAUCGGUGUGAAUGCGAACAGGGUGGCGCGUUCUCUGCGAAUGUUCUUCCAAUCCAACGGAUGAUUCCAUCCAUCGAGAGUCUACUAUUUUAUAAAGAGUGCUCUUACUAAGAAAAGGCAAAGUAAAGGUCAAAAAGUCCAGGUCGAACGCUGCCUUAUACCGAUUUCUAUAACACAUUUUGCUACGCAUAUUUGAUAAAUUGUCAUCGACAUUCUUUUAUGGCCUAAACAAAUACGAUGCAAAACAAGUAGCUUUUUUACCGCAGGAGGCACGAGGAGGAUACGUAUAAUAAUAAGUGUACUAUGGCUUUCGAAAACGAACCUGCAAACCUGUCCAGGAAACUUACAUUAUUUUGUUUCCCUUUUCGUUUUCUUUCCGUUUCAUUUUUUUUUUUGUUUUGUUACGUAUACAUCACGUACGUAAACCUCAUUUAAAUAGAAUUGAUUUUAGAAAAGGAAAGUAUUUUAAAGGACUAGCUAAUGACGAGACGUUCAACGAGGUAAACAAAAAUGCAAAAGAAACGUAUGCAUUUAUUUUUUCUUUCUUGUUUUGAAAAGUGCAUUUGUCGUGGUACAAUAAUAAAGUGACUGAUCGAUGAUCGCUGUACAUUCUCCGUCUCCGUCAUACUCCUUCAUCGUAUGUGCAUAAUCCGAAUGAGGGAAAGUAUUCUAGUCUAAUUUAUCCCGAUUUAAAUUCGUUGUUCGAACAAUUUUUGAAGUAAAUAACAUUCGGGCAAAUGUCGAUGCAUACGUUUCCUUCGAAUUUGUAAUUGUUUCUUACAGAUGCUGUAUUCUUUGAUUUAAAGAAAAAUGAAUCAUCGUUUGGGAAGCAGCAGACAGUGCUUAACUUUUAACUGAUACAAUUCAACGAUCUAACAAACUUGGUAUUAGUGUAAUUAUAUUAUUAUUAUUAUUAUUAUAUUAUAAAUGGUUAUACUACAA
Ceratina calcarata is the source of this 1958-nucleotide messenger RNA. RefSeq names its product chloride intracellular channel protein 5 (gene Clic). Gene Ontology annotation, biological process: chloride transport. The record is from RefSeq and is a predicted model, not a curated record. The coding region runs from base 174 to 956 and encodes 260 amino acids. Gene Ontology annotation, cellular component: cytoplasm; apical plasma membrane. Gene Ontology annotation, molecular function: chloride channel activity. Lineage: Eukaryota; Metazoa; Arthropoda; Insecta; Hymenoptera; Apidae. The transcript has 4 exons.